This is a messenger RNA of Vigna unguiculata (cowpea), 748 nucleotides long. Its product is annotated as MLP-like protein 43. Lineage: Eukaryota; Viridiplantae; Streptophyta; Magnoliopsida; Fabales; Fabaceae. The record is from RefSeq and is a predicted model, not a curated record. Gene Ontology annotation, biological process: defense response.
GUGUGUCUUGAGAGUAAAGCAAAUAUGGCAAACUCCCAAAUUCAAAAGGUGGAAGCCAAUGUGCAUAUCAAGGCUUCUGCAGAAGAGUUCCAUGAUGUUUUAUGCAACAGGACACACCAUAUUGCCAACAUUUUACCUCAAAAAAUAAAAUCUGUUGAAAUUCAUAAAGGUGAAUGGGGUACUGAGGGAUCCAUCAUCUCCUGGAACUAUUUACACGCAGAUGGGAAAAUUUGUGUGUCUAAGGAGGUGAUUGAAGGCAUAGAGAAAGAAAACAAUAAAACGAAGUUCAAGGUCAUAGAUGGUGACCUAUUGAGGCAUUACAAGAGUUUCAUGUUUAUAGGGCAAGCUACCCCAAAGGAAGAUGGAAGUGUUGUGAAUUGGGUGUUAGAAUAUGAGAAACAAAAUUCCCACACUCCUGACCCUUACACCUUGUUGGAAUUGGUAAUUGAGAUGACCAAAGAAAUUGGUGCUUAUCUUACUCCACCCACCAUAACUAAAUAAUGCCAAUAUUAUCUAUGGCUUAUGCUAUAUAUUUGCUAUAUGAGAAAUAAAAAAAUAAAAAAAAUGAUGCCUUAUGUGGCUUAAUAUAUAUAAUCCCAUCAAUUAUAAAGCUUAAAAGCUUAAUAAGUUGCAUCAACCAUGACUAUAGGUAAGAGUUGGGUGCCUACUUUACUUAUGUUGUGUCUUUGUAAACUAUGGUUUGAUUAUGAUUAUAAUUAUGUUUCAAAUCUCUCUUUAUUUUUAUGUA